AUGAAAUCUGCUACUUUCAUGUCCUUCUUGACCCUCUCGGCGGGCUACGUGUUCCAGCCCGAGAAUGAGACGGACUUUCGAAACCCAAACAUCCCGGGCUUAUUCAACUACACCGAAAGCCAGUUCGACAUCUCCACCGGAUCAUCCUACUGGAUAAGCUCCUACAUCACCGGAAACGACGGCCGGCAGUACAUGGCCCUCUCUCACCUCUUGACCACCCACAGCCCCAGCCCCGUCUGCCGCUCCUCCAUCAUCGACCUUGAAUUGAAGGAGUACUGGGUCGAUCUGACCUACUGCACCUCCACAAACGGAAGCGGCUUCGAUAAUGGCAAACCUUUGAACGCCGACUACGGCACCUACGCCUUCGGAUCCACCUCAGAUGACAGUGUCUCCAGCAUGUACGCCUACGCUCACACCGAUAAGGGCUUCUCCAUCGACCUCGAAUGGAACCUGACUUCCCGAGUCAUGCUGAACGGCGGCACCGGCAUCAUCCCCUUUGGAAACGUCCCCGUCAACGCCACUGAAUGGGGCGUACCCGCAGGCAGAACCACGGGCACGAUCACAGUUAAUAACAAAACCAUCGCCGUCAACCCAUGCAGCUCCUUCACCUGGUACGACAGACAACUCUCCCACGGCGCGCCCAAGAACUGGACCUGGUUCGAGAUCAACUUCCCCGGCUCGGACGUCAAGGCCAGCGUCUGGGCGUACGACCUGAUCGGCGACGAGUCCACGCGCUUCGCGACUGUUCGCUCGGGUAACAGUUACCACGUGGUUGCGUACGAUCUGGAGCCUGAUUACACCAAGACGUGGACUUCUCCCAAGUCGAACAUCACGUACCCUCUUAGCUGGAACCUGAACUUCGAGAAUGGCGAUCAUCUUCUGAUCGAGUCGAUCCGGCCUGAUCAGGAGAUGUAUGGCGACAAGGCCUUGGUCGACUCCGCUUACGAGGGGUUUGUCAAGGUUCGUGGAAGCUUCUACGGACAGGAGGAGGGCUUUGGUGUUGCAGAGCUCGUUUCUGUGUACUGA
Molecule: messenger RNA, 1026 nt
Organism: Colletotrichum karsti
Lineage: Eukaryota; Fungi; Ascomycota; Sordariomycetes; Glomerellales; Glomerellaceae
Product: secreted hydrolase-like protein
Exons: 2
Coding region: 1-1026 (341 amino acids)
Source: RefSeq, a predicted model, not a curated record